Papilio xuthus (Asian swallowtail) is the source of this 1308-nucleotide messenger RNA. Its product is annotated as guanine nucleotide-binding protein subunit beta-like protein 1. The transcript is spliced from 2 exons. Gene Ontology annotation, molecular function: protein binding. Bases 104 to 1072 code for a protein of 322 amino acids. The record is from RefSeq and is a predicted model, not a curated record. Lineage: Eukaryota; Metazoa; Arthropoda; Insecta; Lepidoptera; Papilionidae.
GUGUUGUGCGUAGUUGGGUUUAGUUUCUGAUGGCUUGAUUAAUUUUAAUAUUAUUUUUGUUUUUAUAUUCCGACCAAAUAUUUCGGUUUGAGCUUGACCAGUCAUGGCACUGCUACCACCAGACCCAGUUUAUACCAUCCGUAAUGUCGACAAUUCGCCGGUGUAUUCGUUGGCAUUCAGCUUUCUUCCCGGCGGACUCGAGAGGUUACUAGCCGGUUCAAAAAACGGAUAUGUUUAUGCAUACAACCUUCAGACAAACCGGGUCCAACAAAAAAUCAAAGUGGGUCAAGCUCCCAUCCUCCAUCUUAUUCACACCAACGACCAGCUCAUAACUCAAGAGAAGGGUGGCAAAUUCAAAAUUUUUAAUUUAACCAACUCUGGAUAUAAAGAAGAAACUUUAAUAGAUUUGGAUUACCCUGGUUUUUGUCGCUUUGAAGCCAACACAAAACUCGAAACACUCUACGUACCUGAUAGGGAAUCUAGUAUUACAAUCUACAAUUUUUCAGGAGAGAAAACGGGUUCCCUUACCCCUGUAAACACUUCACCUAAACUCGGUGAUCCGAUGUGUAUGAAGUAUGUUGAAUUAACUAGUGAGAAGCCUUGCCUUAUAGUGGGCUAUGAAGCAGGAUGGUUGCUGCUAUGGGAUCUUAAUACUAGUCAAUGUAUCAGCAAGUUACAGACUAAGGAAUGUCCGAUGUCCGUUGACUUUCACGUUGAACAACAGAGGGGUAUUAUCGGAAACGCCUCGAACAUGGUGCAAAUAUUUAGUAUAGGAAGAAAAGACUUGAGCUUGGCUCACAAGAUGGAUGUCGCUAUUAAAAACCCAGGGAUAAAUAAAGUACAAUCCCGAAUGGAUGGAAAAGUUUUCGUUUCUGGCGGUUGGGAUGGUCACAUCCGUAUAUUUUCUUGGUUUUCUCUCCGUCCUUUAGUUGUGCUGACGGAACAUAGACAAGCGAUACAAGAUGUUGUUUAUUCCACUGAGAAAGUUUCACUUUGGAAUGCACAUAUUAUGGCGGCUGGGGGACUUGACGGAGCGAUUACUCUUUGGGAUUUAUAUAACAAUAAACAAUAACUCAACUCUAUGGUUUUAGUAACUUCAUGUUAAGGUGUCUACACAAUGUUAAAUAUAAUUGCAAAUUUUACUUAUACUUAUAUAAAAUCUUUUUUGGAUUAUGUUACAUAGAUCUGCAUAGAUAAUAAAAUGUGGAAAAGGCUUUUUCAUACACAAAUUAAAUGAUCUAAAAUACAUUUUGAAGUAUCGGAAUGUAAUAUUAAUUAACACAAGAUUUUUUAUGAAAUCAUCAUCAU